This is a messenger RNA of Amaranthus tricolor (Joseph's coat), 1795 nucleotides long. RefSeq names its product two-component response regulator ARR6-like. Lineage: Eukaryota; Viridiplantae; Streptophyta; Magnoliopsida; Caryophyllales; Amaranthaceae. The coding region runs from base 223 to 900 and encodes 225 amino acids. The transcript has 5 exons. Gene Ontology annotation, biological process: phosphorelay signal transduction system; cytokinin-activated signaling pathway. The record is from RefSeq and is a predicted model, not a curated record.
CUUCAGAAUAUAAAUAUCCUGCUUUUUUUUUUUCUCUAAAACUCCUAUGUCCUAUUUUUUUUUCUCUGUUCAUCAGGAAAAGAAACAACAGAAACCCACCAAAAAGCUCAAAACCCAACUGCAAAAAUCCCAACAUUUAAUGCCGAAGAUCUUGUCUUUGUGAAAAGGAAUUUAUCGCAUAAUUUUAUUUAGAAAGACCCAUUUUGAGAAAAUUACUUACAAAUGGAUAAUGUUAAUGUUGGAGUUUUAAAGAGAUGUUCUUCAGAGAAGAAAUUAGAAGUUUCUGACAUGCCAUGUUUGGAUAACCAAGAAUUUCAUGUUCUAGCAGUUGAUGACAGUUUUGUAGAUAGGAAGGUCAUUGAGAGACUCCUAAAGAUUUCAUCUUGCAAAGUGACAGUGGUAGAAAGUGGCAAAAGGGCAUUGGAGCUGCUUGGAUUAGAUGAAGAGAAGAGCUCUGUUGAGUGUAAGGGAUUGAAGGUGCAUUUGAUUAUCACAGACUAUUCCAUGCCUGAAAUGACAGGAUAUGACCUGUUGAAAAAAAUCAAGGAAUCAUCAAUAUUUAAAGAGGUUCCUGUGGUGAUUAUGUCAUCUGAGAACAUCCUUACUCGAAUCGAUAGAUGCUUGGAAGAGGGAGCAAAGGAUUAUAUACUAAAGCCUGUGAAACUUUCUGAUGUCAAGCGCUUAAAACAAUUUAUCCUUCAAAGUGAUCACUCAAGUGAAGUAAAGGGAAAUGGUGCUAUACAAGACAAUAAUCUUGCAUCACCAAACUCAUUUCGUAGUGUGGCGAAUCCUCCCCUUCUCGGGUUUCCAUGUUCUUCGCUUAAGUGUGGCUGCAUUUCGAGACAUCUCAGGUUUCGUAACAGAAGCUCAAAGUACCCAUCAGAACUGUCACUGCACUGAUGAUCAUUUGCUCAUUAUCUGUUGUUUUUUGAGGUUUUUGUGGGUAUAUGAUGAAGUGUAUAUGAAGAGGAUUAGAGAGAAAUUAGUGGGGUGAAACUGAAAACUGUUUAAAGAAGGGUAGUAAGACAAUGCUGCUUCUUUUUCUCUAUACAAAUUAGAUUUUUUUUGUGGUGACUGAAAAAGACCCAACAAAUUUGAUUGGAUUUUGGGAAUUUUCUUGUGUUUGGUUCCUUGCUUGUUAUUGUAAGAAAGCUUACUAAUAUAGAGCUGCAAAUCUCCAUCAGACCCUGAGUUCUGAAGUUGAUUGCUUGUCAUUGAAUUUCCACUUAAACAAGCCAUUGACAGAUAAUUCUCUGCAAAAUCCCCUAAUAGAUUUGGUCAUCAUUCAAAUAGUUUUUUUUUUUAAACUGGUUAGAUUACCAAGAUUUGAUCAAAACCACAAAUUCCACCAUGAUUUACCACGUACAUUGUCAUCUAAUCAAGUAUAAACCUCAUUAUAACUAAAUAGCAUUAGAUCAUUUGUUAAUCUACAUUAUAGCAUUUCAAACCUUGAAGUUUGUAAGAAAAAACCUAGACGUCGAUAUAUAAGUAAGUAAUUCAAGUACCACUAUGAAGAAUACUUAACACUUCAAGCAACACAGUGAAUCAUCCGGAUGACUCAUUGAGUCGACCCGCUGAAAAUCUGCGAUGAAUUGGAAAGAUCAAAGAUGGAAAAGAGAGAGAAUAGUGAAAAUGGGGUAAGAUUUGGGUUUUUGAGAAUGAAAAAGAAUGGAAGAGAGAGAGAAAGUCAUUGAUCCACACUUAAAGAUUCAUAACCCAGAUCUUAUUUUUUGCAUGGAUUUGAAUUGAAAAUAAGAAAAAAAAUUGAUCUUCUCUGCAAAAUUUAUGAUUUUGA